Messenger RNA from Tripterygium wilfordii, 2069 nucleotides. RefSeq names its product 3-ketoacyl-CoA synthase 4. NCBI's taxonomy places the organism in Eukaryota, Viridiplantae, Streptophyta, Magnoliopsida, Celastrales, Celastraceae. The transcript has a single exon. The record is from RefSeq and is a predicted model, not a curated record. Gene Ontology annotation, molecular function: acyltransferase activity, transferring groups other than amino-acyl groups. Gene Ontology annotation, cellular component: membrane. Gene Ontology annotation, biological process: fatty acid biosynthetic process. The coding region runs from base 197 to 1726 and encodes 509 amino acids.
GAUUGGAUCUCAUUUACUGGGAUCCCUGUCAUUUCUGUUCUCACAUUGAGAUCCGAGAACAUUGAGAAGUGAGGACCGAGCAGUUAUUUAACCGUCAAUUCCAACUCACUCUUCCAGAGCCUCCUCCCGAGUGCCGACACCACACAAAACCCUCUCUUCCUCGCUUUCUAAAUCACCGCAGCCACUCACAGCCACGAUGGACCAAGGCGUCAACGCCACCACUAGCGGCGGCGAGGUCCGGAUUCACCAGACCCGGAGACUCCCGGAUUUCCUGCAGAGCGUGAAUCUCAAGUACGUUAAAUUAGGCUAUCACUACCUGAUCUCUAAUUUGUUGACUCUAUGUAUCAUACCUUUAAUCGCUGUUACUUUAAUCGAGUUAUCUCAAAUGGAUGUUGACGAUAUUCGUCAAUUGUGGCUUCACCUUCAGUACAAUCUAGUCAGUAUCGUUAUCUGUUCUGCCAUUUUAGUCUUCGGUUUGACUGUCUAUGUCACGAACCGGCCUAGACCGGUUUAUUUGGUCGAUUAUGCCUGCUAUAAGGCACCCGAUCAUCUGAAAGCCCCAUCCAGCCGGUUCAUGGACCAUUCCCGGCUCACCGGAGAUUUUGACGACUCGUCCCUUGAGUUCCAGCGCAAGAUCUUGGAGCGCUCAGGGCUUGGGGAUGAGACUUAUGUGCCGGAGGCUAUGCAUUAUGUUCCUCCGAGGCCGUCAAUGGCUGCUGCUAGGGAAGAGGCAGAGCAAGUUAUGUAUGGUGCAUUGGAAAAUCUAUUUAGCAAUACCAAUGUCAAUCCGAAGGAUAUUGGUGUUCUUGUUGUAAAUUGUAGUUUGUUUAACCCGACGCCUUCGUUGUCUGCUAUGAUUGUGAACAAGUAUAAAUUGAGGGGUAAUAUUAGGAGUUUUAAUUUAGGAGGGAUGGGUUGUAGUGCUGGGGUUAUAGCGGUGGAUCUUGCUAAGGAUAUGUUGCAAGUUCAUAGGGAAACUUACGCUGUUGUUGUGAGUACUGAGAAUAUUACCCAGAAUUGGUAUUUUGGGAAUAAGAAGUCUAUGUUGAUACCCAAUUGUUUGUUUCGAGUUGGGGGUGCAGCAGUGUUACUUUCGAAUAAGUCAAAAGAUAGGAGCCGGGCUAAGUAUAAGCUUGUUCAUGUUGUGAGGACUCAUCGUGGGGCAGAUGAUAAGGCCUUUCGUUGUGUGUAUCAAGAACAGGAUGACGCAGGGAAAACUGGGGUUUCACUUUCCAAAGAAUUGAUGGCGAUUGCUGGGGAUGCACUGAAGACCAACAUAACUACAUUAGGUCCUCUUGUACUUCCAAUUAGUGAGCAGCUUUUGUUCUUUGCAACUUUGGUGCUUAGGAAGUUCUUCAAGGCAAAAAGAAAGCCUUAUAUUCCAGAUUUCAAGCUGGCAUUUGAUCACUUCUGCAUUCACGCUGGUGGGAGGGCUGUGAUUGAUGAGCUGGAGAAGAAUCUGCAGCUUUCACUGACACAUGUGGAAGCUUCUCGGAUGGCUCUUCAUCGAUUUGGGAACACUUCGUCAAGCUCUAUAUGGUAUGAGUUGGCCUAUAUUGAGGCCAAGGGAAGAAUGUUCAAGGGAAACCGUGUCUGGCAGAUUGCAUUUGGAAGUGGUUUCAAAUGCAACAGUGCGGUGUGGGAGGCUCUUCGGAAUGUCAAACCAUCUCAUAAUGGACCCUGGGAAGACUGCAUUGAUAGGUACCCAGUGAAAUUUGUUGAUUAGCUCGAUAUCAUUAUGGCCAGAUACUGCUUCUUAACAUUAUAUUUUUUGUUAACUUGAACGUGGUUGUGAAAAUGUGUUUCUUGUACUUGCUUGUCCUUUCGGUGUCUGAAAUAAUAUUUUCCGACAGAUGAACUGCUGAUUAUAUGCUGUAAUUCUUGUGGUGACUUUGUUACAAUGUUGAGAAUUUAGUUUCCAUUUAAAUUCUGCAACUCACUGACUGAAGUGACACUCUCUGUCUCUAGAUUUUCUUAUUAGGAUAUGUUGAUUGAUAUUGUUUGUAGUUUCAGAAUCCAUUAAUCUUGUUUUAUAACUUCUGUUGAUUUGUAACGCAUAAGUUACUCUA